AUGGAAAGCUGGGAGGAGUCGCAAGAAUCCAUCAAAGCCGAGGUUAGCCAGUUGAAAGACCAGGUCGGCCAAAUCUUGGCUGCCCUUGAAUCCUUGAAAACUACUGCAGAGUCUUCAUCUGCACAGAUCGGGGGGAAUGCCCAUUUUUAUCCCCCAUUGUUGAACACUGCCAAUCAAUCGAUACCUUUCCCGCCCUAUGGGUUACCCCCAGGUUACACUCCUCCUGUAGGAGAGUACUCAGAAGCUGAGUACGCUUCAUUCUCAUUCCCCGCGACUGUCAAUAUACCACCGAUCGGCACUCAGGGACCUGUCUUAGUGUCGGCUCCCAUGGGGAGCACGAGAAUGAAUGAGACCAACACCACUGAUGGAGUUCGGGUGACUCCAGUACCGCCUGUGGUUACUAGGGAGGAUUUUUCAGCCGAAGCUGCACCACACGCCACGGUGGUUGGGGGAUUCGGUGGCCUCGUCGGAGCUAAAGGCAGGUUGGAGGUUCUUGAGGAAAGAUUAAGGGUCAUUGAAGGGGUGGAAAGCUACGGUUUUGGAGAUAUUGCAAGGCUAAGUUUGGCUCCUGGUGUGAAAAUACCGCAUAAGUUCAAGGCGCCAGAGUUUGAGAAGUACAAGGGUAGCACAUGCCCUAAAAGCCAUCUGACCAUGUAUUGUAGAAAGAUGGCUGCGUAUGCUUAUGAUGACCAGCUACUCAUCCACGUUUUCCAAGAGAGUUUGGUUGGGGUUGCGUCAAACUGGUAUACCCAUUUAGAGCCCUCUAGAAUCCGUUGUUGGGCGGAUCUAGCUGACGCCUUUGUGAAACAGUACGUGUACAACACGCAUGUUGCACCGGACCGUCUGCAGUUGCAAAAUAUGGGGAAGAAAGAUAAUGAAACUUUCAAGGAAUAUGCUCAACGAUGGAGAGAGCUAGCUGCGCAGGUCGAGCCGCCUCUGUACGACAAGGAAAUGGUGGCGAUGUUUGUGAACACGCUCCAACCACCGUUUUAUGAACACAUGGUCGGGAACGUGUCCUCCAAUUUCGCUGAUAUCGUCAUAAUAGGCGAAAGAAUAGAAAUUGGGUUGAAGAAUGGGAAGAUCGCGGGUGGCCCGUCUGCGGUAGCAAACUCUAAAAAGCCCAGCUUCAAUCCAGGAAAGAAGAAAGAAGGAGAUGUGCAUGCGACAUCGAUGAUGCCUGCAUGGAGAGGUCAAGCCCCUAUCCACAAUUAUAGACCACACCUGGGCCAACCUCCAUAUGCAGCCAAUGCAGCUUUUGCUCAUCCAAUUAGACCUCAACAACAACAAGAAUUUUAUCAACCGCAACCUAUCACAAACAACGCCUGGAGGACUGGGACAGGCGCGAAUCCAAAUCCGAAUGCGGGUCAAGGUACUUACCCGAGAAAAACCCAAGAAAGAAAAUUUGUUCACUUCACCCCCAUCCCUACGACUUACACUGAAUUAUUACCCCACCUCGUCAAAAGGGGUCUGGUGGCUAUAUGUCUGAUGAUGCCUAUGCAACCUCCGUACCCUAGGGGUUAUGAUGCCGAUGCCAAGUGUAGUUAUCAUGGGGGAGGAGUGGGUCACUCAACUGAGAGAUGUAUGGCCUUCAAACAUAAAGUACAGGCCCUAAUCGACGCUGGGUGGCUGAAAUUUCAAGAAGAUAAACCUAACAUUGAUGAUAAUCCAUUAUCCGGACAUGGGAGUGCCUCGACAAAUGCCAUUGAGGUUAAGAAGCAUGAACUGAUAAGGGAUGCAAGUGAAAUCCGAAGUUCCAGAAGGUUUAUUUUCAAGGAAUUAUUGAAGUUGGGAUUUUUAAACGGUGAUUAUGAUUUGGGAAAAGCAUGUGGAUUCCAUCCAUGCGCUGAACACUCUAUCGAUGAAUGUGUUGAAUUUGAAGAGUUUCUGCAAGAUCUGCUUGAUAGAAAUUUGAUGCAAGUGUACUACGAGGAUAAGGAUGAAGAGGUGUUUGCACAAACCGGUAUGGAGCCUGAUGUAACCCUGCCAGAGCCGUUGGUAAUUCGUUUCACUCGGACCACCCCUGCACCAGUUAUUCAAGGAAGACCGUCCGUCGUCAUCCAUACACUAGUUCCUUUUCCUUACAAGAGCGAGAAAGCUGUUCCUUGGAGGUAUGGAACACACGCAUUCGAUGAAGGACAAUGUGUUGAAAGUCAAUUCCUCGACCAGGAUCCAGUUAUUGAAAAUAUAUCAGGCAUCGGCGGAAUGACAAGGAGUGGUCGAAUCUUCACGCCACCAAACCUGAUGGGAGAAGGAACUAGCAAUAAUGAAGCACCGGUGGCCGCGAAAGUUAAAGAGCUCUUAAAGGGGAAAGGGGUGCAGGCCGAAGAGACCCCCGACAAGGAGGACAAGAAAGAAAUAUCCGACGAAGAGGCUGGAAAGUUUUUGAAAUUCAUACAACAAAGUGAAUAUAAAGUGGUGGAACAAUUGAAUCGUAUGCCAGCCCGGAUCUCUCUGUUAGGAUUGCUCAUGCACUCAACCUCCCAUAGAAAACUGCUGAUGAAGAUACUGAGCGAAGCCCAUGUAGAACAAGGUAUUUCCCUGAACAAAUUCGAGGGCAUUGUUAGCAACAUCACUGCUAAUAAUUACCUCACCUUCACCGAUGAGGAAAUGCCUGCUGAGGGGAGAGGGCAUAACAAGGCUCUCCAUGUCUCCGUGAAAUGCUUGGACCACGUCAUAGCGCGCGUGCUGGUGGACAACGGAUCCUCCCUGAAUGUCAUGCCCAAAACGACACUGGAGAGGUUACCUUGUGACGGAAUGCAUAUGAAGCCAAGUUCUAUGAUUGUGAGAGCGUUUGACGGUAGCAAGAGGGAGGUCAUGGGCGAAAUAGAGUUGCCGGUCCAGGUUGGCCCAUGUGUCUUUCAAAUAACCUUCCAGGUCAUGGACAUCCUCCCAGCCUAUAGUUGUCUAUUGGGUCGCCCAUGGAUCCAUUCUGCGGGAGUUGUACCUUCCACACUGCACCAGAAAUUGAAAUAUGUCAUGGGAGAUAAGCUGGUGAUAGUUUCUGGAGAGGAGGAUCUCCUUGUGAGUGGGCCAUCCUCCGCCCGUUAUAUAGAAGCAGCCGAGGAAGCUCUCGAGACAGCUUUCCAAUCAUUGGAGAUCGUGGGAAACACCUAUGUGGAACCAUUUCCAGUAAACCCAUAUCUGUCACGUGCCUCUAUCAUGGCGGCCAAGGUCAUGCUGAAGGAAGGCUAUAAGUACGGGAGCGGUUUAGGCAAGAAAAGGGCAGGGGCGGACAUUCCAAUUGGAGGUGGUCGAGAACAAAAACAGGUAUGGCCUAGGGUACAAGCCCAGCAAGGGGGAUAA
Messenger RNA from Vigna angularis (adzuki bean), 3303 nucleotides. RefSeq lists its product as uncharacterized. Gene Ontology annotation, molecular function: nucleic acid binding. The transcript has a single exon. Bases 1 to 3303 code for a protein of 1100 amino acids. Lineage: Eukaryota; Viridiplantae; Streptophyta; Magnoliopsida; Fabales; Fabaceae. The record is from RefSeq and is a predicted model, not a curated record.